Messenger RNA from Poecilia latipinna (sailfin molly), 970 nucleotides. Its product is annotated as 5-demethoxyubiquinone hydroxylase, mitochondrial-like. Lineage: Eukaryota; Metazoa; Chordata; Actinopteri; Cyprinodontiformes; Poeciliidae. The transcript has 6 exons. Gene Ontology annotation, cellular component: nucleus; mitochondrial inner membrane. The coding region runs from base 104 to 769 and encodes 221 amino acids. Gene Ontology annotation, molecular function: 3-demethoxyubiquinol 3-hydroxylase activity. Gene Ontology annotation, biological process: ubiquinone biosynthetic process; determination of adult lifespan; regulation of gene expression. The record is from RefSeq and is a predicted model, not a curated record.
CGCCUACGUCAUAAGUGUGCGUUUGGUUUAUCAGCCAGCUGACGCUCAAUGUCCUCUUGCGUGUGUUUUUCUACAGUAGCGGUUAAAUCCUUCGCUAACUAUAAUGCACAGAGCAGCACACACGGCUUUCUGUGACUGGCCUCAGUUUGUCAGACCAGCGAUGAUCCGACAGAGUUUAAAAUGCACAGGCUGCCUCCAGAACAGCGCUCGUGCCUACAGUGUUGUUCCUGCGCCGCGCGACAGCAAGGAGAAGGAGAUGAUGCACCGGAUGCUGCGCGUGGAUCACGCGGGUGAAUACGGUGCUAAUCGCAUCUACGCCGGGCAGAUGGCAGUGUUGGGCCGGUCCAGAACUGGACCACUCAUCCAGCAAAUGUGGGAUCAAGAAAAGAAACACCUAUCAAAAUUCAACGAAAUCCUUGCUGAGAACAGAGUUCGACCCACGGCUCUCCUGCCACUCUGGAACCUGGCUGGGUUUGCUUUAGGGGCGUCCACUGCUCUGCUGGGUAAAGAGGGGGCCAUGGCGUGCACAGUGGCAGUGGAGGAGAGCAUCUCUGAGCACUACAACAGCCAGAUUAGAGCGCUGAUGGAGAGUGACCCAGAGAGAUACACUGAACUGCUACAAGUGAUAAAGGAAUUUAGAGACGAUGAAAUGGACCAUCAUGACACAGGCUUGGAGCAUGACGCCGAAUCAUUACCUGGAUACUGGCUGCUAAAAAACGCCAUCCAGCUGGGCUGCAAAGCUGCGAUAUACGUUUCUCAGCGUGUCUGAAUUUUAGCUUAAACACAACAGAAUUCCUUUUUUUUUUUUUUUUUUCAUUCUCUCUGUUGGAAAUGUUUGUUUGACGUCGUCAUCAAUGAAUGAAGGACCUUGUGACGCAACACAUUGUUGUACCUUUACCAGAUGUGACAUUUGGUAUACAUACUUUAAAAAAAAAAAAAAAAAGACAUAAAUAACUGAGUUCUGACUUCA